AUGGACGGGGUCGGGAAGCAAUUAGAUGCGAACGAAUCGAGCAACGCUAAUGCGAGCUUGAGUGCGAAAGUGGAGGAUAAUGGCGAUGGGCUCAUCCAUCACGAACACGACGGGCACGACCACAAUCUCGAACAACACCACCAUCACGAUCAUCAGCACGAGCACCUGCACCAUCACGAUCACGGCCACGAGCAUCACCACCACGGAGACGAUGAAGAAGAGCACACACAGCAGCACCUCGAACAUCAUCAUCACCACCACCACCAUCACCAGAGCGCAGAGGAAGCCGCCGCCGAGGCGCACCAUCAUCAAGUCGCCGAUUUGCAGCACGGGGCCUACGGGGGUUUGAGCAAUGACCAGCUGCAGGCCAUCAACUCGGCCAGCUCGUCCGUGGCCCAGGCCCAUGCCCUGCAGCACCAUAUCCAGCAGCAGCUGCAGCACCAGCUGCAUGGCCCGUUCCCGUUCGCCUACCAGACUCUACCGCCACUGCCGCCCCCGGGCAGCGUCGCGGGGGGCAUGGGCGUCGUCGGCCUGCCGGCCCACCUCGUCAACGGCGGUGGCAGCGGCAUCGGCAACGGAGGAGGCGGAGGAGCCAUGCCGGCCCACCUCGUCAACGGCGGCAACGUCGCGGGAGGAGGCAUGCCAGCACACCUCGUCAACGGCGGCAUCGAGGACGCGCAGCAGGUAAAGGCCCGGCCCAAGCGAAAGCAGGUCAAGAGCGCCUGCCUCAACUGCCGAAAACGGAAGACCGGAUGCGAUGCCUUCCGGCCAUGCACCAAGUGCGUACGGAAUGGACUUGAAUCGACGUGCAUGGACGUGCCACGAAAGAAGCGAUCGUCGAAUCGCGCCAAGACCAACGCUACGGUCACUCCUCUCUCCGCCGACUCUUCACCUUCUCCCUCCUCAUCUCCUGCUCUCGGCGGUGUUGCUCCGUCAUCCGUUCCGACUUUUGCCUCUCCUCUGUCGUCUCAACUUCAAUACAUGAGCGCCGUCAACCUGGGACAGGCGAACGGUACUCAAAUCUCGAUGACGUGGGAAGAGAUUACGAAGCACGUCGCAUCAGCCCAGAACAACGGUGGUAACAUCUCGCUGGUACCGCCAGAGCUCGCCUGGAAGGGCAACGAAGGUCUCCUGCAGCCCGGAUCGAUGACGCCAGCAGAACAAUCGAAGUAA
Molecule: messenger RNA, 1173 nt
Organism: Acanthamoeba castellanii str. Neff
Lineage: Eukaryota; Discosea; Longamoebia; Acanthamoebidae
Product: fungal Zn(2)-Cys(6) binuclear cluster domain containing protein
Exons: 5
Coding region: 1-1173 (390 amino acids)
Biological process (GO): regulation of DNA-templated transcription
Molecular function (GO): zinc ion binding; DNA-binding transcription factor activity, RNA polymerase II-specific
Source: RefSeq, a predicted model, not a curated record